ACAAGUACACAACUAGAUCCUCCCAAUUGCAAAUCAUUAUGAGCUUUUUCUUUUGCCUCAUUUCACUCUCUCUCUCUCUCGUUUUAAAUUGUUGUAAUAUUUACUUUCGGAGAGUUCAUUUAAUUAAUUUUCAAAGUUAAAUUAGAGAUAAAAUUAAAAUUACAUUCUUAAAAAUUAUAAUAAAAAUACUAAAAAUUAUAAUUUCUCUUAUGACAAAAAGUUUAAAUGUUGAUCAAAGUUUACUUUCACUCUCGAAGCAAAAUAUGACAACUAAAAAGGAGUAUAUAAAUUUUUUUUUGAAAAGUUACAGUUGUUUUAUUUAGUGAAAUUGGAAAAUGGACCGUGGAAAUUACCGACGUGGUGGCGGUGGAGGUAACCGUGGUCGUGGUAGCUCCGAACAGGAGCAAGGCCGAGGAGGCGGAAGGGGUGGGCCCCAGAUGAGUUCAUACAAUCAGCAGCCACCAUUUCAGCCUCCACAGCAAUGGGGUAACCAGCCAAGGGCAUCUGCUCCGGGUCAAUAUCAGGGUCGUGGGGAUCCUUAUAAUCAGCAGGGUACGGGUCAGCUCCAUACAGCUGGUCAGAAUCCGGGUCGUGGUGGUACUGCUUGGGUCAGCCGUGGUGGCGGUGGUACUGCUUGGGCGCGACCACCACCGAAGCAGCGACAACAAGAUGUUAGUAGCGGCAGUGGUACUGCUUGGAUACGGGCACCGCCACAGCAGCCUCAGCAACAUGGUGGUGGCGGCGGCUGUGGAAACCAGCUGCAACGGGAUGUGGAACCGAGUAGAUCAGGAGCCUCAAAUGUUCGUUCUAGGGGUGCACCUUCAGGCUCUAGUCCUUCUCAGUCUUCUGGUCCAAUCCACCAAAUGGAUCGGCAGCCUGUGAAAAAAAUGGUAUAUAUUAUGUUCGUUGAUCAUUCAGGCGCAUUUUCUUUUUCGGCAGUUGAAAGCCAAAAUCCGGACUACUCUCACUUUGUAUCGCUUCCAUUAGCCAUAUAUCCUGAACUGGUAAACAAACUCAUCAACUUUCAGAACUCAGUUCUUGGAAUUACUGAAGUGUCUAAGUCCCCUACCUCAGAAUCAAAGGCUUCAGAACUAUUAGAGUUGGGAAUUGAGAAGUCCAUCUUUAUUAAUCCAAAAACAUUCCACUUGACUGUGCUCAUGCUGAAGCUUUGGAAUAAGGACCGUUUUGAAGCAGCUGCUCAGGUUUUGCGGAGUGUCUCACCAAAAGUACUUGAUGCUUUGGAGAGCCGACCUGUGUCUAUAAGACUGAAGGGUUUGGAGUGCAUGAGAGGGUCUCCGGCAAAAGCUUAUGUUGUAUAUGCUCCUGUGGAAGUAAUUGGUGGUGAAGCCCGACUUUUACGUGCUUGUCAGGUCAUGAUUGAUGCAUUCACUGAAGCUGGUCUUGUUCUUGAAAAAGAUGCAAACCGGAAGUUAAAGUUACAUGCCACUAUAAUGAAUGCGCGACACAGCAGAAGAUCAGGAAAUGCUGAUUCCUUUGAUGCACGAGCAAUUUUUGGUCAGUAUGGCUCGGAAGAAUGGGGAGAGUGUCUUUUACGUGAAGCUCAUCUUUCACAAAGGUUUGUGUAUGGUGACAAUGGCUAUUACCAUUGCUGUGAAUCCAUCCCAUUUCCUGAAGGGAUGUAGCCAUGUAGGGUGUGUUUGGUACGAAGAAAAACAUCUUCAAAAUAAUGUUUCCUAUGGGAAAAUGAGCGAGUUUCUCUCGUAUUUUCUAGUGUUUGGUAAGCAAGCAUGUGAAUAUGUCAUGUAUACUAGUUGGUGAAGACAUUAUAUAUGAUUUCUCGUUAAUCUGUACAUAUUUGAUAAAAUUGUUACUAAAAUUUUAUUGUAUUGUAUUGUAUUGUAUUUUAUUGUUAAAUUCGUUGGUAUGUAAUAACGAAAAGACCCAUUUUAUGUAACAUA
Molecule: messenger RNA, 1919 nt
Organism: Nicotiana tabacum (common tobacco)
Lineage: Eukaryota; Viridiplantae; Streptophyta; Magnoliopsida; Solanales; Solanaceae
Biological process (GO): DNA alkylation repair; regulation of DNA-templated transcription
Cellular component (GO): nucleus
Source: RefSeq, a predicted model, not a curated record